Messenger RNA from Lymnaea stagnalis (great pond snail), 865 nucleotides. Lineage: Eukaryota; Metazoa; Mollusca; Gastropoda; Lymnaeidae. The record is from the annotation of a GenBank genome assembly.
GAGCAGCCCAUCCUGGACGUGGCGAAGAUACUGCAGGACUACGUGUGGGAUAGUUUUAAAGCCCUGCCGGAGAAUAGACUCGCCCGGCCGUUCCUACGGCGCAAAAGCUACUCAGUCGACGUGCCCAUGAGCUACUUCGUCUUCGAGACGUUGUCCCACCGACAGGAGCUGACGCCGAGGGUGAGGUCGGAGCUGGGAGACCUCGCGCACAUUUUGGACAGCAAGAACAGGGACAAAAAGGUUAAAGAGCACGAGAAGCUGGUCACGAGCGACACCUACUACGAGAACAAAACCAACGUGGAGCAGACCUACAAAUUCCGAUUGGAGAAGACCCGCAAGGCUUCGCUGAGCGUCACCUUCACGAGGGGAUUCACCAUCAACGGGAAUGCCCGAUUCUCAAUCAAGCUGCCGCCGGCCGACUGCGGUCCCAGCGGGGAUCUAGGAUGCACGUUCAACAUCUCCAAGGCGACGACGGAGGUCAUCGAGGAGACGGUCGUGCUGGAGACCACGAGUGACAUCCACGUUGAGAAAAACUCAAAAUUCGUCGCCAGGGUGGCGCUUGCCGAAUCCGAGGUCAUGUACGACUUCAAGGUUUCCACGCUGAUGAGGUUCGCGUCGGACUGCGCCCUGGGAACCGUGACGCGCAAGAGCGACAACCGUGUCUUCUACUCGACGGCCAUCAAAAACUUGAACGACGUGUUCAGGGGUUUCGUCAAAAAAAUCCCACGUCAAGAUCUUACCGCUGGACACCAAACACGAAACACAGCAGUAUGCCAUAGAGCUGACGACAGUCGGGGUCCUCGAUGGGGUCAGACUCUCUAAUCAGUAUAUUUUUCUGGAAUCCCUUCCACUGUCCGGUGAAAAU